AUGUCAACCGUCCCAAAAGCGCGACAAAGCAACAUCGAGGGCUUGAUCGUAUCGCCCGAUGAAUGGGACUCGUAUCCUGAAAUAUCGCUCUCAACCAUCAAGAAUUGCACGUUCAAAAAUCUCAGCGCGACAACAAACAUCAGCCGGUCUAUUGUGUCAGAAUCAACUGUUAUGCAGGAGGUGGAGUCUUCGCCAAUGUCGUCGGACUUAACAACAGCAAAAGCCAAAUCGAAAAAGGGAAUGCAUAUAGGGCGCUCCACAAUCGAUAAUAGUCAGAUACUCAAUUCGUCGAAUGUGCAGCGUUCUGAGGUGCAUGGCUGCGCAAUCACAGAUUCGACAGUAGACAGAAGCACCUUGAAUAACUGCAAUGUCUCGGCGCAGUCUCAUAUAGAGCGCACAACGGCGAAAACCACCAAAUUUAUCGGCCCGAAACGCGUAGAACGAUCUGAGUUCAGCGAUAGUGUGGUUUUGGGCAAAAGUGCCGUUGAAAGAAGUAUUGUGCGCGGCUCUGUGGUCGCCGGCAAAGCCGUUAUUGAGCGAACAGAACUCAAAACUGCUGUCAUUACGAAAAGUCGUGUGGAGCGAUCCAAGAUUUCGGAUUGUGAUGUUAUGGAUUGUGUGAUCGAGAGAACGGAUUUCCAGGGGAUGAUUUUGCAGUAUGGGAUUUGGAAGAGAGGUGACUUGGUGGGAAGGACUUCGAAUGAACAUGAGGUUGUCAUUAAGCCGAGACAGAAACCAAUGUCUACGCGAGAGCCUGAAGGGUUGUCUGGAUCAGCACCACAGCCUGUGCAGAAUCCAGGGUCUGGUUGGAAGGCGGCUGAAGCGGAACGAGAGAGACUAGGAGUGGAAAGUGACCACGAGCAAGAAGAUCCGUCACCUGAUGAAUUGGACGAGUCGAGUGAUGAUGAGACAUCUGAUCCAGCUUCGGGUCAUAAAAUGAAGCACAGCCGCCUGAAAAAUAGAGAUCAGUAUACCUCGACAUCGGCAGCAGAUAUCCAUGAUCCUCCACCACCCUAUGAACAGUAG
This is a messenger RNA of Talaromyces marneffei, 1026 nucleotides long. RefSeq lists its product as uncharacterized. Bases 1 to 1026 code for a protein of 341 amino acids. The record is from RefSeq and is a predicted model, not a curated record. Lineage: Eukaryota; Fungi; Ascomycota; Eurotiomycetes; Eurotiales; Trichocomaceae. The transcript has 2 exons.